UUUUCCAUGGCAACUGGCAGCUAUUUGCACUAAUUUGCAAAAGAAAAGCGGCUGAAGUGUAGUGUGCUCUUGGGGAAUGUUAUAUUUGGUCUUUCUCGGUAAUACAAGUCUCAUUAUUUAGCCUCUCAGUGCACCAGGAAACCGAACAAACAGACCGAGUGACCCUUUGUCAAGCACCUCUUCCCCUCUCAGGAUCAUUGCGGCCCUCGGCCAUCAAAUGGCACCAGCUCAGCUCAGAGAGGGCUUGUGGACUUUACUGGGUCUGUGGAAUAGAGUUUGGAAAAGAGGACACGCUCGGGGUGGAAUUGAGAGGCAUAUUAAAACAGCAGGAUUGGGAUCAUGGACUGCUGCCAAAGAGGAUCUCACUUCAUGGAUCUGACCGGAUUUUCAAAUUGAAUUUGGUGAUCCACGCGACCCAGACUGGACUGCCCGGCUUUUUAAUAAACAGGAGGCUUUAAUCUCUGGAUGUCUGAUAAUGUGAAACACUUUCUACAGUAAAACGUCUCCUUUGAACACUAUGGAUAUGCAAAGGUCAUUUCUGAGUCCGUCAGUGUUUGAUUUGGUCAGUGAUGUGGAGUUCAUGGAGUUGAUGCCGAAUAAAUCUGCACAGGCAUCCAAUGAGACCCACAGCACCGAUGGUAAUGGACUGUACCAGGAUUUGACUUCCAUCUCAACGGCUCCAACAGAUUACUUUUACGCGCUGUCGCCGAGCACCGGCUCUCCGGAAAUCGCCGUUAACAUGAAACCCAAGCGCAAACGCGUGAUCAGCACCGUGCAGCGCCAGGCCGCAAACAUCCGCGAGCGCAAACGGAUGUUCAGCCUGAACGAGGCGUUUGACCGGCUGCGCAGGAGGGUUCCCACGUUCGCCUACGAGAAAAGACUGUCUCGGAUAGAGACUCUGCGGCUCGCCAUCGUCUAUAUAGCCUUCAUGACGGACAUACUGGAGAACAGCUGAACUCAGAUUGGGUUAUUAAUUGCAUUUCUUUCAAAACGCGGUAAAAAGCGAUUUUACUUUACUUUAGGGGGUAAACUCGUUGCCUUAAACCCAACAAGUUGAUUUCACUUUAAAAAGAGUCAGUAAACCAAUGACUUAACUUUUAUCAUUGUGCACAUAGUUUUGUUUGCUUAAAAUAGACAUCUAAACUAAAAAUGGGAACGAGUUUACUCUCUUUUUUAAAUUAAUCAACUAAUCGCUUUUUUCAGUGUAAGGAUCUUCAAAAUUAUAGUAAAAUAUUGAUUAAUUAUUAUUUCUUUGGUCCUACCUCUACUGUUAAAAACUGAACAGCAAUUUUAGGUAUUUCACAAAUAAAUAUUUGAAGUUUAAAACUGCUGUAGACUUUAGUCCAAAACUUUUCCAAUAAUUAAGCUAUCCAAUUAUGACAUGUCGGAAUAGAGUCGCUACUUUAAAGAAAUAUUUUAAAAAUUCAUUCUAAUUAUUAUUUAUUUUGUCCUGCCUUUAUGGCUUCGAUGGAGUUAAUUAUUAAAAACUGAACAGCAAUUUUAGGCGUUCAUAUAAAGCCGUAUAGCUGUUUACAAAUAUAAUAGCCUGAUGCUUAAAACUGUUGAGACUUCAGUCCAAAACUUUUCCCAGAAUUAAGCUAUCCAUUAGGCUAUGACAUGUUGGAAUAGAAUGUAUUGCCAGAAACUCAGCCUUGGCUCAGUUGGCGUUUCUGUGUGGAGUUUGCAUGUUCUCCCUGCGUUCGCGUGGGUUUCCUCCGGGUGUUCCGGUU
Messenger RNA from Danio rerio (zebrafish), 1730 nucleotides. The record is from RefSeq and is a predicted model, not a curated record. NCBI's taxonomy places the organism in Eukaryota, Metazoa, Chordata, Actinopteri, Cypriniformes, Danionidae.